Condylura cristata (star-nosed mole) is the source of this 915-nucleotide messenger RNA. It is a transcript of the gene SPACA1, whose product is annotated as sperm acrosome associated 1. Gene Ontology annotation, cellular component: acrosomal membrane. Gene Ontology annotation, biological process: acrosome assembly. The record is from RefSeq and is a predicted model, not a curated record. The transcript is spliced from 7 exons. Bases 1 to 915 code for a protein of 304 amino acids. Lineage: Eukaryota; Metazoa; Chordata; Mammalia; Eulipotyphla; Talpidae.
AUGGGCCCCGGGGUCGCGGGCCGCGCGGCCGGGCUGCUGCUCACCGUGAGCUGGCUGCUCCUGGCGGGCCUCCCGGCCGCGUGCGGGGCCAACGUCACCGCCGCCAUCCAGGACGCCGCGCUGGCCCGUGAAGCCGAGGCCGAGGGCGAGGCCGAAGGCGGAGGGGACGCGGCUGCGGCGGCGGAGAGCGAAAGCGACGCUGAAAACGAGGCCCAGACUGAGCCUGAGGAUGACGCUUCAAAUUCGACAGUAGUGAAAGAAGUAGAAUUUGGGAUGUGCACAGUUACAUGUGGUAUUGGUAUUAGAGAAGUUAUAUUAACAAAUGGAUGCCCUGGAGGAGAAUCCAAGUGUAUCGUAAGGGUAGAAGAAUGCCAUGGACCAGUAGAUUGUGGCUGGAGUAAGCCAGUUUCAGAAAGUCUUGACAGUGUUAGACUUUCAUGUGUUCACAUAUCUCCUGUCAAUCGUUUCAAAUAUGUUUGGAAACUUCUAAGGCCAGACCAACAACCCAUUGUACUUGCAAAUGAUACAGCAAUCCUGGAUGUUCGUAGGGAAACUCGCCCCUUGGCUUUUGAGUGUGAAACGUAUGAGCAUAAUGAAAUAGUAGCAUCUAUUAAAUUCACAAUUUAUACUACAAGUGAACUGCAGAUGAAAAGAUCAUCUCGACCAGAUACUGAUGCAGUCCUAGUUUUUGUGCUGACUAUAGGAGUCGUUAUCUGUGUAUUCGUGAUCUUUGUACUUAUCUUCAUAAUUUUAAAUUGGGCUGCAGUCAAGGCUUUCUGGGGAGCAAAAGCCUCAUCAACUGAAUUGCAGUCUGACUUGAGUUCAACGAAGUACAAAGAUUCAACUUCCCUUGACCAAUCACCAACAAAUAUACCCGCACAUGAAGAUGAUGCUUUAAGUGAAUGGAAUGAAUGA